AUGUUGCGUCGUGCCCAGAAUGACUACAGCGCAUACUUUAACUGGAAUACUGAUAUUAGACCACUUGAAUCCUCCAGUUCGUCGAUUCCUCGCCACAUGUUCCAUUUCACUGAGCUUGAGAACCUUACAGCUGAUAGCACCAAACACUUACCUUACCGCCACACAAACUUGCAACAAUUUAAGCUAAAUUCUGGCAACGCCAGUUUCAUGCGUGAGCUACCACUGGAAAACUUGAGUGGGAUGAGGAUUAAGGUCACAUUAUGGGGUGAUUCCACUUCUGAGCUUACCAGAAACCUUGAAGCGCAUGAACUUAAUCCGCGGCCUAUUGUAGCUGUUGUCGCUGGCAAGGCGUCGCUCUCUUUAACCAAUGCGACUAAAAUUUACUUUAACCUCGAUAUUCCAGAAGUCUUGCAUAUUCGAGAAAGGUCUUCCCACCGAACACCGCCGCGUGAAAUCACAAUCCCGAUGAGAGUUGGUUACAAUCAGGCAGCUAAAUCCACUGGCGACACUACCAUGUCAGUUUCCCAAUUGCUGGAAGCAAAGUGGGAAUCUGGAUACAAUAUGCUAAACAGAAAAGUCUGCCGUGCCAAGGCUAUUGGUAUUUCCACUGAGAAAGGAUGGUACUACCUGGGCUGCCACAACUGCACAACUAAGUCGGUUGGAAACACGGGGGACCAUUGGUGCCCUAGCUGCAAGGUCCAAAUAGACGAACCGGUUCCCAGAUACCUUCUUAGAUUGGAAGUUGAAGACUCAUCGGGCACAGCAUUUUUUGUUGCCAUGGACAGCAAAGUCCAAAAAAUUGUCCAGCUACCAGCCUUGGAUGCUGUUAAUAAGGGCGAGGUUACAGAGGUGGAUUUCAAAACCAGAUCUCUUUAUCAAGACAUUGAAGAAGAUGGUGAUGAAAUCGAGACUCCCUGUGGACAUUUAGGGGUGGUGGAAAGGGGGAAAUAG
Molecule: messenger RNA, 951 nt
Organism: Papaver somniferum (opium poppy)
Lineage: Eukaryota; Viridiplantae; Streptophyta; Magnoliopsida; Ranunculales; Papaveraceae
Product: replication protein A 70 kDa DNA-binding subunit D-like
Exons: 8
Coding region: 1-951 (316 amino acids)
Biological process (GO): DNA recombination; DNA repair; DNA replication
Cellular component (GO): nucleus
Molecular function (GO): DNA binding
Source: RefSeq, a predicted model, not a curated record